Messenger RNA from Cynocephalus volans (Philippine flying lemur), 1049 nucleotides. RefSeq names its product UBX domain protein 1 (gene UBXN1). Bases 68 to 961 code for a protein of 297 amino acids. Gene Ontology annotation, cellular component: cytoplasm; nucleus. Gene Ontology annotation, biological process: negative regulation of protein ubiquitination; negative regulation of proteasomal ubiquitin-dependent protein catabolic process; negative regulation of protein K48-linked deubiquitination. The record is from RefSeq and is a predicted model, not a curated record. Gene Ontology annotation, molecular function: K48-linked polyubiquitin modification-dependent protein binding. The transcript is spliced from 10 exons. Lineage: Eukaryota; Metazoa; Chordata; Mammalia; Dermoptera; Cynocephalidae.
UUUCUUCUCUUCGGUGUUCCCAGCGGGUCCAGAGCCGGGUCCCCGCGGAAGCGGCGGCGGCGGCGCCAUGGCGGAACUAACGGCUCUGGAGAGUCUCAUCGAGAUGGGCUUCCCCAGGGGACGCGCGGAGAAGGCUUUGGCUCUCACAGGGAACCAGGGUAUCGAGGCUGCGAUGGACUGGUUGAUGGAGCACGAAGACGACCCCGAUGUGGACGAGCCUCUAGAGACUCCCCUUGGACAUAUCCUGGGACGGGAACCCACCUCCUUGGAGCAAGGUGGCCCUGAAGGACCUGGGGCUGCUGCUGGAGAAAGCAAACCCAUUUUGAGUGAAGAGGAAAGACAGGAACAGACUAAGAGGAUGUUGGAACUAGUGGCUCAGAAGCAGCGGGAGCGGGAAGAAAGAGAGGAGCGGGAGGCAUUGGAACGGGAACGGCAGCGAAGGAGACAAGGGCAAGAGUUGUCGGCUGCACGACAGCGGCUACAGGAAGAUGAGAUGCGCCGGGCUGCUGAGGAGCGGAGGAGGGAAAAGGCUGAAGAGUUAGCAGCCAGACAAAGGGUCCGAGAAAAGAUAGAAAGAGACAAAGCAGAGAGAGCCAAGAAGUAUGGUGGUAGCGUAGGUUCUCGGCCAUCCCUGCCAGCAGCAGAGCCAGGUCCUGUUCCCUCCUCUCCCAGCCAGGAGCCUCCCACCAAGAGGGAGUAUGACCAGUGUCGCAUACAGGUCAGGCUGCCAGAUGGGACCUCACUGACCCAGACAUUUAGGGCCCGGGAACAGCUGGCAGCCGUGAGGCUCUAUGUGGAGCUCCACCGUGGGGAGGAACCUGGAGGGGGCCAGGACCCUGUGCAAUUGCUCAGCGGCUUCCCUAGACGAGCCUUCUCAGAGGCUGACAUGGAGCGGCCUCUGCAGGAGCUGGGACUUGUGCCUUCUGCUGUCCUUAUUGUGGCCAAGAAAUGUCCCAGCUGAGGGGCCUUUAUCCCACUGUCCUUCUCUGACCUCUUCAUCUUUGAUAAAGCACUGACGUCUCUAAUAAAUAGAUCCUCUGAGUUCUGUA